AUGAAAACUUUUUAUGCAGUACUCAGCAAGGUCCACGGCGCUGCCGAGCAAAUGGCCAAAAUUGGUAAGUACAAGAUUGAGAUACCUAUAUUUUGUUAGAAAAGGAAAAAAAAUAUUGGGGAAAAUAAUCGAAUAUUAUUUUUUUCUUCCAAAAUAAAUAUUUCUGGAAAUUCUUCUCGAUCACUGUUACCACUUUAAGUAAGGACAAAUUUAUGCGCUAAUUCUCAACACAGCAAAGCUUUCACUCUUGUGUUAUUUAUGUAAAUUCAUUGUUGACCUUUAGAGCCAUGUCCGCACUAUAACGGGUAGGUUUUUAUGUUGACAUUAAGAAUUUUCACGUACAGUGUAGAAAACAGCAACGGCACAGAAUCAAAAAGAUCGCACAAGCGGGUUGUCCAAAGGGGUUUGGUGCACUUAUUACCAAUCCUCACUUAUGUUAUUUCCUCUUUUUUAUUGUCUUCCAAUUAUAUGCGAAUAAAGGACAUUAAUAAUAGUACUUAUAAUAAUAAUAAUAAUGACAAGAAUGAUGAUGGUGAUGAUGAUGAUGAUGAUGAUGAUGAUGAUGAUGAUGAUGAUGCUGAUAAGGAUAAGGAUGAGGAUGAGGAUAAGGAUAAGGGUAAGGGUAAGGGUAAGGGUAAGGGUAAGGGUAAGGAUAAGGAUAAGGAUAAGGUUAAUAGACUGCGAGCAGCGCGAGCCAGCGGCGAAGCCGAGAACCGCGAGAAACGAGGGCGUAAGCCCGAGAAGAAAAAAUAAGAGACUGCUGACUCUUUUGUUCUGUCUGGUGACAACGAAGCUGUCAAGGUAAUUUAAUUAAUCAAUAAACACGAGUAACUUGAAACGAUUUAUGAAUAGAACAUUAAACAACUGAAAAAAUUACUAUUUCUUUAAAUCCGGUAAGAUUGCCUUGAAUUCGUUUCCCUUAAGGGAAAUUUGCAGCAGUUUCCUUCUGUAAGACAUCCUUAAAAGUUUUAUUACUGAGAUAACUGCUUGGUUCGCUAUUGUUUGCUGUUGGUUGUGACGCGUGACUAUUUUUAUUGCUUGCGAUCUCACCACAGACCAGUCAAUGACCUUUCCACAGCUGAUCAAUUGACCAAUCGGUUACUCCGUUUCUGGGCUGACGGAGGGUUUGUUUACUACAAUGAAGAGUCAGCAGUCCGUCUUUUCUCGUCUCGUCUCUGUAAUAAUAACGUCGUGGUCUGGAAUAUCGCUGGAUGAGAUAAGAACUAAACGGAUUUUAAGAGAAAAGGCGGACUGCAAGCAGUCUAUAAGGUUAACGAUAAUGAUAACGAUAACGAUAACGAUAGCGACAAUGAUAAUGAUAAUGAUAAUGAUGAUGAAACAUUAUUAGUAGCAUCAUCAUGGUCACAGAAAAUCUCAAAAUGUACAUGUUUAGUGUCGGAGUAAAUGUAACCAGUUCUAGGCUACUGCACCGGUAUAACUUUGUAACCAGACUCUGCACUGAAAUAUAUGGUCCUUAUUAUUCUAUGCCGUAGACUGACUACCCCCCUCCCCCACCUUUUUUUUUCCUUUUUCUUUUUUUUUUUAUUAUUAGAAAUGGACACCGAUGUUGUCAAAGAAUCAGAAGUCCAGAUCAGUGGCUGUUAUAAGAUCGCAAGUGGUAUCCCAGCAUUUCACCUAACUCGGAUUGAACACUCUUGUUUGAUGACACCCGAAAAUAAGUGGGAAAUCCAGGUGAAAUGUCGCCCCUUACUGCAUGACACCCAAGAAGAGCCCAAGCAAAGUAACAAAUGGAGAAGCCUCACGUUGGUCUACCCCGACGCUAAAGUGCAAUUGAUACACAAUGACAUUGAAGUCACUUUGCCAUCUCUGCGGGAAGACGUCGAGAUCGCUGCGUUCGGAAGACCGGGAAAAGAGGACAAGAAAAGAAUGCAAAUGGCGAUCUUUGCUAAACGACCAAAACAAGGAAGAGACUGGCAGAUUUGGGUUUAUCUUGUAGAUGAUACAAACCCAGCUUGUAAGGUAUUUUUGCUCUUUCAAUUUGUUUAUUUAUCUUUUGUUAACAAAUGAGCAUAUAAACUGUGUACGACGUAUGCCAAUAAAAACAUCCACCAGUCACAAGUCCUAACGGUAGAUAACGGUAAAUUUUUGCUUAUUUGACCUUCAAAGCCGAGAAGGAAGAUUCCAAGGACUUUAUUUGUAAACUGUAAAUUUAGCAGUACGCUUACAGGCACACUAACAAGAGUUGCAAGUCACCUGAAGUAAAUAAAAUGUUGAGCGUUUUGAUUUGCAAAAAUCGUAUUUUUCACUUUCAAAACCGUAUCCAGAGCGGUCCUUUUAAAACUUAGCAUUGGGAUCGCUGAUUUUGCUUUUAUGCUCCUUUCUUUCUAUAUAGUCACUCUCUAUUUCUUGUUGUUUUUUCUUGUUGUAUUUGUUUGUUUGUUUGUUUUUUGGGGGGAGAGGGGGUGAGGGGUUGUUUUGAUUCUUAACCUUUCCUUUUCAUACCAGAGAGGUUAUCGGUAUAAUUGGACGCAAAUAACAGAAUUAAAACCUCUUCACUUUUUCCCCUUUUACCCAUGGGUGCAAAUUUCAAUAAGUUUGUAUUCAAAAGUACUAGAAAUUUAAAUUCGCAAAAUAUGGCUGCCAACACUUGGGUUACCAUGCUAUAAACUUCAGUUUUGACGAACACGUCACUUUAAGACUUAAAAGUAUUUCCAGAUGAAUUUCUUGAAAGUCGUUAAGUUUGGCGAUCAUACCUUAAAAGGACUUCAGAACUUCAAAGUUUUGGAGUAACGCAAACUUUUCUCAUGCUUCAUGUCUUCCAGAAUUCUUCAGGGACUUUACAUUAUUACAUAUUUAUGUCUUUACAUUAUUACAUAUUUAAGACUUUACAUAUUACGCCGAUUAGCGAAAAGAAAUCGUGCUAGUGUGCGUAACUGCUCAGUCACUUGCCCCUGUCUUAGAAUGCUAACCGUCGUAAAACAUCUCUUGUAAUAACUCGAUUUUGCUCUCCAAGGGGUUUUUAUUUUCAACAGUUAUAAUUUUUCGUCCGUUUAAUGUUAACAGAAAAUUUGCCAGAAAGGAGACCACAGUGGACAAAGGCUUCUGACACCUCUUUCUGGGAUAUUUGUGUCUAACAGCAAUGAAGACAUCAAAAUUGAGCUCAAUUCAUUGGAAGAUGGAUGGAAGGUCAAAGGAAGCAAUGUGAAGGUACCAGUAGAAAAUUUUAACGAAGCUUUUUCUUAAGCAAAAGUUAAUGAUCGAUAACGUUGUUUAUCAUGAGUGAAAUAAGUGGCUCUGGUGGUAUUUUUCUGCCUUUUAGCGGACUUCUCGAGGCUUUCCCAUUCCUCAUGCAGUCGUCGGUUGAAACACGAUCUACUCCUCUCAAAUCCCCUACUUUUACAUCUCUCCAGUAACUCCUCCCUAGCUCUUUAUCUUUAAUUCUAUAGUUAAUGAGCUUAAAAUACCGACCAUCUAUUCAAAUCGCAUUUAAACUAGACAAUUUCUUCCUAACGGUCUUACUGGCAAUAUAAAAGGAAAGAUGCAUUUGUACUAGUACUACCGCAGAGAAAAAACCUUGCAAGAGUUUGUUCGACUGAUCACGGACCAUCUAUUUUUUCUUAAAAGAUAGUCGAGUGCGUGAAUGAAAAUAAAAACCGCGAUAUAUAAAUAUUGAUCCCAAGUGCAAGGAGCUGAGGUAACAAAGGGAAAACGUCUGUGAGCAAGCUAUGCCACUAAUAACCUCACAGAACAUAUCUAUCAGUUCUUAACCUUUCACUUGUCUUGCAGACCAUCAAGUCAAGAGAUGCAUGGAAUUCAACAGAAAGCUCUACUGACUUUCCAUGUUGCUAUUUCGAUAUAUGUCACGUUAACAACGCGAAUAAUUCAUUCUUCUGUGAAAUCAAAACCUCCCAUGAAGGUGACUCUGCACACGCGGAAGUUGUGGCAUAUUUUGAGCGAGUAAGUUUUAAAUGGUCUGUUAGGGACAACUCAGGUGACCACCACGGAAAUUCAAAAAAGUGGUUGUUACUAGAGAUGGUCGCUAAGGAGAAUAAGCUCUCUUAAGCGACAUAUUCACCAUUUUCACAUAAACCAUAAUGCACCAUGUUUAACCCCCAAAACUUUGCAUAACCGUUGUCUUGGAUUUCUCUUAGGACGACUGUAAUACCUAGGAGAAAUUGGAAACAAUGGUUGUGCAAAAUUCCUGGGGUACACAAGGUGCAUUAUGGUAUAUAUGUGAAAGUUGUCAGUUGGUUAAACAAUAGGGGACGGUCGCUUACGAGACCUGCAGAAACUCAUCGCGUUCGUCAGAACGCAUCCAAAUCUUGGUCCUCCUGUGAUACAAAGCCACAAAAUUUCGAGGUUUCGCUGGCGACUGCCGACUAGCAGCCCUUACUGAUUUUAUCAGGGGCAACUCGGCCUGAACCUGGACCCCUUUCGACUCGAUUUUGUCUUCGUAAAUGACGAACGCGGAUCUGUGAUCAAUGAUAACCUCCAGUUAAUAGUUAACAACGAGAAAAAAACAAAACAAAACAAAACAAAAGAAAUGAAUGUUUAAUGAGCGACUUUGCAUCUGAUAUAGACACGACUUAAGUAACGUCCAAUAAGCUCAGUGUUCAUUUUCAACAAAGUGAUGAUUUAUAUGAAUAAAACCCUUAGUAUUCACCGAGUGGUCGCUUGCGACAGCAUAAAAACAAAGGCAACGUCCAGUUGGGUAAUCUCGAAACUGGUCGCAAUCGCUUAAGGGUGAGGUCGCUGUCAUUACAAAGCUUAAGUCACAGUUCAAACGGAGUUUUUCAAAGGUAGUCGUAAUUAGGGCUGGUCGCUUACAAGAGUAGUGGUCAAAAGGAAACCUUCGACGGUAUUUGGGAAAACCAGUUUUUUUUUCUUUUUUUCUUUAACAAGAACUUCUUAUUACUUCAUUCUGUAGGAAACAGGUCUGGAACUCGUUCAGUCUCCUGCAGAUGUCGACAAACUGGGUAAUUCUUGCACCUUCGUUUCAAAAGGUAAGAUCAUAGUGAUUUUAAAAUUAUUAAUAACUUAUGUACACUUUCUAUAAACGAAGUUUUUGUUCUGUUUUGUUGGCUUAACUCUUCCAUGUGUUUUAUUUUUCAGAAAUAGACACCUCAAUUCCAUUGUUUCUUUUUUUUCUUUCUUUGCUCUACGAUCCUCCGGCAUCUCCCCCAAUUUUCCCUGCAGGUAUGUUUAAAGCACUUUAAGAUAAAAAGGAUUUUCGUCACGGCCGUCAAGUUCAUUGAGUUAACACAAUGCCUAUAUAUAACACGUCUUUACUUGCUAAGGAACGUGAAAAGUUAAACAUUUACUUCCGUGUCGAAGACAAAAUCACAACUUUGUAACAAACAUCUCCCCAAAGCGUUAUAUCAAACGUUACAAACAACAAGAAUGAAAUAUGAAAAACUGUUCGCUAUCAAGUUUUAAAAAACGGCCUUCUUUUGUAAGUACUGUCUUGCUGUUUGAAUUUUGAUAAAUUGCGUUUAACAGUGCCUUUAAUUUUUUUACCCUGCUCACAGGGGCUGGCUCAUUCUAAGCUACGUGCCAUGUAUAAUGCCCUCAAUGGCUGAUCAAGAUAGAGGUCCAUGGCCAAUUUGUUUAAAAAAGGAUUUGAAAGACCCGAGAGGAAACAAUACUCUGAUUCCCUGACGAAUUUCGCGAGUUUGCGAGACGCGCAUUUCUUGUCAAGUAUACAAUACUGUUUUAGGUCUGAGAUACGAUCAGCCUCAAUAGCUUUUUUUCGUGUUUCUGGUUAGAAUUAAACCAAAUGUGAACUUAACUUAAGGUAUUGUGAUCAGAUCCUAAUUUCUUGAAUUCGUUCCACAGAAACAACUGCAACGCGGCAAAACUUCAUGACGAUGAAGUUUAUAUCAAGAGAAGCACUGUGGACGCUUGUAUUAAUUUCUUCACGCAAAAAAAUCUUAUUUUAG
Molecule: messenger RNA, 5900 nt
Organism: Porites evermanni
Lineage: Eukaryota; Metazoa; Cnidaria; Anthozoa; Scleractinia; Poritidae
Source: the annotation of a GenBank genome assembly